UACAAGUACAAUUAAGUUAUACUGAACACAUUAACUGUCGAAACGAGUUCAAGCUAUUUUUGUUGAAUUAUUAACGAAGCAUUUCAAAUUAUAAUUUCAAGUUUUAUAAGUAAUGAAACUUUACACAAAAGUGAUAUUAAAAGUGAAAGCAAAUAUGGAAAUAAUAACGUUACUCUGCAUUAUCUUCUUGCAUGUUUCGCCAUCAUUCUCCCAAGACUGUUCGCCCUGUUUCUGCUGUAAACACGGCACGGGUUGUAAAAACAACGUUCCACUCGGGAUAGACAACUACUGCUGGGAAGGAUGUGUUGAUGGAUUCAUGAGUCCUCAGUGCCAGAAACCCUGUGUUAAUCAACGUUGUCGGAUAUGUUCAACAGAGGCUACAUGUGAUACAUGUUAUGAUGGAUAUUACGGCGACCUAUGUCAAAGCCUAUGUCCAAGUACGUGUACCACGUGCACCUCUGGUACAUUAUGUACAUCCUGUAGGGACGGGUAUUACGGCGACCUAUGUCAAAGCCUAUGUCCCAGUACGUGUAACACGUGCACCUCUGGUACAUUAUGUACAUCCUGCAGGGACGGACAUCACAGCGGGUCGGGACUAAUGUGCAUAUAUACAUGUAGGGCAGAGUGUUUAUCUUGUGCCAAUGGUACAUCCUGUACAGCAUGUAAGUUCCGUGCUGGUAUUGGAUAUUAUGGAAAUGAUUGCUCAAAUGUGUGUAGUAACAAGUGCAAAGACUUUUUAUGCGAUAUUUAUGGAAACUGCCUGGAAUGUGAUGACCCUAACUUCACUGGUGGCAACUGUGAUAUAUGCAUUGACGGUAAAUAUGGCAUUGAUUGUUCCAGAAAUUGCCCCGUGAACUGCCUUUCUUGUGUAUCAGAAACUUACUGUACUGCAUGUAAAGAUAAAUUUACGGAACCCUCAUGCUGCCCGGAAAAUUGUUACCAUGAUAAUUGCAAAAUUAGAAGAAACGGGAUAUGCGUUUCAUGUAAAGACGGAUUUUAUGGAGAUUACUGCAACAUAACUUGCUCUGAAAAUUGUAUGUACGGUACUUGUGGUCAGUAUCAGGGUGAUUGUAAGGCAGGUUGUAAGGCCGGAUUUUAUGGAGAUUAUUGCAACAAAACUUGCUCUGAGAAUUGUAAGUACGCCACUUGUGAUCAGUACAACGGUGAUUGUAUUAAAGGUUGUAAGCAAGGACUUUAUGGAGUUAUUUGCAAUAUGACUUGUUCAUCCAAUUGCAAAAACGAUAUUUGCCAUCAAAGUAGUUCAGGCGAAUGUGUGUACGGCUGUGAUGAUGGAUAUUAUGGUGUUUCUUGUUCCCUUGGCUGCAACAAUGAAGAUUUUGAGUGUUUAAUAUGUGUAUCAAACAAUAAUGACUUCAUUUCUUGUCGUCGAUGUACAGAAGGAUUUUAUCCUGGAGCAAAUGGAAGAUGCAUUCCAUGUGAGCCGAAUUGUUCUGGUAACUGUAACCAAUCAAACGGUAGUUGCAUUGCCUGUCCUGAUGGUUAUCAUGGAACGUUGUGUGACAAUCCAUGUUCAAAUAAUUGCAGGCAGUGUCAUCAAAAUAACAGAACAUGUAAAAUUUGUGAAAAUCAAACGUGGGGAGAUUAUUGUUUGUGGAAAUGCAGCUCUUCUUGUCUUAUUGAUACAAAUUCGUUAUCCAGCUGUGACAUUGCGACGGGUAAAUGUAAAUUCGGAUGCAUAGCAGGUAACCAUGGUUUGUAUUGUGAGCGGAAAUGUGACCAGCAUUGUGGCGCGUCUAAAGACGGAAUUAAAGUGUGCAGACAGGAAGAUGGUAUAUGUGCGGAAGGUUGUUCGAGUGACCAUACUUCAACUGAUGGCGGUUGCGUCCCUGUGACAGAUGCGCUUGAGGGCGACAAAAGCUCGAUUACAGCAGGAGCUAUGGGCGGAGUUAUUGCCCUUCUCAUAAUAGUGCUAGCUUUUUCUGUCGGAUUCAACAUUCUUUUGAAAAAAAGAAACAACAUUAUUCAGAAGGACAAUCCUAGAGAGAUAAACACUACAGAAAACGAACACAAGGUAGAGGCUCAAUCGUAUGAGCAACUACAAGGCCGGCCAGAUCAGCCUAACUACCAGAAUGUUACUGACAGUAACUAUGAUAUGUUAUGUGCCUGAAGUGGCCUUUCACCGAACACGACUCCGUUAUUCAAAAAUUUGAAAGAAUUAAUUGUGGGCUUGUAUCAUAAAAACUGUUAUACACUUCAAAUAUCAAUAUCAUAUGGUUCCAUUUAUUUAAAUGCAUUAAUAGUCGAGUCAGUGUAAAUUUAUUUUGCAGAUUUAUUUUUAAUUAACAGAAUAAUUAUAAAACCUAAAUACAUAAAUAUGUUUAUAAAAAUUAACCUAACGUCAAGUUAAGAUGUCGAAAGUACAAGACAUAAGAACAUAGAAGGAAAUCAAAAAGAUUUUUCUGAAAUGCUGUCUACCAAAAUCAUUUUCUAACCAAGAGGAUGGACUGUUCAUUAUAUUGCUUAGCUUUAGUAAGAAUUAAAAUUAAUGUUAGAAAGCACUGUUCACAUGAAAUCAGUAGAAUGAUAUUGUAUUACCCUCUACAAAAAAAUGUUUAAGCGCUUAUAAUUUGUUAAAAGGCAUUUCAUCAAAAGCUGGACUAGAUUGUCUGAAAUAACAGUUCAGUGAAACCAAAACUACGAUUUUCAUAAAGUACCAGACAGGUUAUAACAAUAAGUGGUGUCAUGGUCAUUUUCUACAAACAUGUGUUGUGAAAGAGAUCAACGAGGUGCGUUUGGUCGACGGAAAUUAUGUUUCGUAGCAAUGUCGCUUUCACGAACUUGACAAUUUAUUAUCAAAAUCAAAGAAUUAAUGUUCUAUUGUUCAUAAAGUCUCUAUGUUUACAAAUAUAUGUUUUUGAUCUAGACCUAAGAAUGUAUAUCUGUUUUUUUAUGAAUGUGCACUCAUUGCCAUGCUGGCAGAUAUUCCCACAAAUUAUGAUAUCAUGAAUAUUAUUAUUUUAUAUUGAGUAUAUUUUUAGUAUUUCAGUCAUUAUAUAUAUCACCAA
Messenger RNA from Mya arenaria, 3026 nucleotides. RefSeq names its product cell death abnormality protein 1-like. The transcript is spliced from 5 exons. Lineage: Eukaryota; Metazoa; Mollusca; Bivalvia; Myida; Myidae. The record is from RefSeq and is a predicted model, not a curated record. Bases 113 to 2128 code for a protein of 671 amino acids.